This is a messenger RNA of Xiphophorus maculatus (southern platyfish), 7611 nucleotides long. It is a transcript of the gene arhgap5, whose product is annotated as Rho GTPase activating protein 5. The coding region runs from base 496 to 4995 and encodes 1499 amino acids. Gene Ontology annotation, biological process: signal transduction. The record is from RefSeq and is a predicted model, not a curated record. Gene Ontology annotation, molecular function: GTP binding; GTPase activity. The transcript is spliced from 7 exons. NCBI's taxonomy places the organism in Eukaryota, Metazoa, Chordata, Actinopteri, Cyprinodontiformes, Poeciliidae.
CAUUGCCGCUUGGCAGUGCUGUUGGGAGAGAAGGAGGAAGUCCGCAAAGCCAGCUUUCAGUUUUCAGUGGAUACCAGCCUAACAUGGACAAGAGUAAAAUGUGGACUUGUCGGUUGUAAUGACCUAACAGUAUUACGCCUCCAAUCAAACCUGACUUUGGAGUUUUUUCCGGAGAACCCGACUGCCGACAGAAGAAGGGAUAUAUAUUUUUUUUUACCUUCGAAUGUGGAUAUGCUUCCUUCUGUUUUCCGUGGUAUAUGGAUCUAGGAGCCACCAUGUUAUUAGGAAGGUGAUAAAAGAAGGCGUUGGCUGCUUUAACCCGGCUUACAGAAAAGUCUCUGCAAGGAGUGAAAGUAAUUUGAAGAAAAAGAUUGACUUAAACCCAGGGAAAAUGAAAACAUCCAGAGCCCUGACCCACUGAGCAACUGAACUGGAAUGAAAUCUUGAUCUAUUUUUCCUAAUAGCAACCAAGUUAGCAAUGAGUGGGCGUAUAUAAUGGCCAAGAAUAAGGAUGCACGCUCCCUGACAUUUUCCAUUAGUGUGGUUGGCCUGUCUGGGACUGAAAAAGAAAAGGGCAACUGUGGAGUGGGCAAAUCCUGCCUGUGCAAUCGAUAUGUGCGCCCAGAUGCAGACAAUUACUACUCUGAGCACACCUCAGUGCUCAGUACAAUAGAUUUUGGCGGACGUGUUGUCAACAAUGACCACUUCCUAUAUUGGGGGGAGGUGAACAUUCGGGGGGAGGAGGGUUUGGACUGUAAAAUCCAAGUCAUUGAACAAACUGAGUUCAUUGAUGACCAAACAUUUCUUCCACAUCGAAGUACAAAUCUACAGCCAUAUACCAAACGAGCUGCAGCAACUAAACUCCAGUCAGCAGAGAAACUUAUGUACAUCUGCACUGACCAGCUGGGGUUGGAGCAGGACUUUGACCAGAGGCAGAUGCCUGAUGGGAAACUGAACAUUGAUGGCUUUGUGCUUUGUGUUGAUGUUAGUAAGGGUUGUAAUAGGAAAUUUGAUGACCAAAUGAAAUUCAUUAACAGCCUCUACUCACAAAUUGUUAAGUCAAAGAAACCUAUUGUUGUUGCUGCCUCAAAGUGUGAUGAGUAUAUGGACCAGCAUUUGAGGGAUUUGCAGACCUUUGUGGCCAGCAAAAAGAAUCUGAUGUUAAUUGAGACAUCAGCACGUUUCAAUGUCAACGUAGAGCACUGCUUCAAUACCCUUAUCCAGCAGAUUGAUAAAACAAGAGGAAAGCCUAAAACUAUACCAUACCAGGAUGCCUAUAAAGUCCAUCGACAGCUUGCUGCCUCAGUAACAGAAAGAUUUGAGAAGCUCAUGGUGCAAACAGUGAGGGACUAUCAUAUUACAUGGAAAACGGUCAUAAAUAACUUGAAGGGUCAGCCAGACUAUGAUGAGUUUAUCACCCUAGAGGGAUCUCGAAAAGCUCGCUCCAUGUUCACAAAGUACAUUGCACAACUGAAACAGGAGCACAUCAAACGCCGGCGGGAAGAGUACUUAGUAACACUUCCAAAAACCCUUAACAAUAUUUUCUGUAGUCUGGAGGAAGUUGAACACCUGUCAUGGCCUGAGGCACAGACUAUAAUCCGAAACCGGCAAGAUUUCCAGUGUUGGUUUGUGGUACUGGAUCAUACACCGUGGGAUGAGUCAGAUCACAUUGAUAAUAGUGAUCGCAGAAUACCCUUCGACCUCCUUAAUACCCCUGAUGGGGAGAGAAUUUACUAUUCCCAUGUCCAGCACUUGCUAUCUGAGAAAAGAAGGGUGGAGAUGAAAGAUAGGUUCAAGAGGACUCUGGAAAGAGUUCAUUUUAUCAGUCCAGGACAACCCUGGGAGGAGGUCAUGUGCUUUGUCAUGGAAGAUGAGGCCUACAAGUACAUCACUGAAUCUGACAGAAAGGAUGUUUACUGUAGGCAUCAGCAGGAAAUAGUUGAAAAGGCCAAAGAGGAUUUUCAGGAAAUGCUAUUUGAGCAUGCUGAGCUGUUUUAUGACUUGGAUCUUAAUGCAACUCCCAGUUGUGACAAGAUGACAGAAAUUCACAGUGUACUAAAUGAGGAGCCCAGGUACAGAGCACUGCAGAAACUUGCCCCAGAUAGAGAGUCGCUACUCCUUAAACACAUCGGGUUUGUCUACCAUCCCACUAAAGAGACAUGCUUAAGUGGACAGAACUGUGUAGAUCUGAAAGUAGAGCAGGUUUUGGCCAACAGGCUGGUACAGCUUGACCAUGGACGCUCAAAUCUCUACUAUAGCAGUGCCAACAUUGAUAAGAUCAACCUCUGCCUUCUUGGAAAAGAUGGUCUCUCACAGGAACUAGCAAAUGAGAUCCGAGCUCAAUCCACAGAUGAUGAGUACACGCUUGAUGGUAAAAUUUAUGAACUAGAGCUUCUUCCUGUGGAUGUUAACUCCACUCUGCUGUUCAGUCACACAUGGGUUGCCACUUUCAAGCCUCAUGGCUGCUUUUGUGUGUUUAACUCUAUUGAGUCUCUCAACUGUAUUGGUGACUGCAUAGGUAGGAUCAGAGCAGAGAUAGCACAGAAUAGACGAGAUCAGUUUGCUCAGCCACUCCCUUUUAUUCUCAUUCUUUCAAGUCAGAGAGACAGUGUUUGCAAAAACAUACCUAUUCUAAGGCACCAAGGCCAGCAGCUUGCAAACAAGUUGCAGUGUACCUUUGUUGACAUUCCCUCAGGAGCUUUUCCAAGGAAAUUCACAGAAUUCCAAAUUAAGCAGGGGCUCAGGGCAGUGCUGGAAGGCCUUAAGCAUAACUUGGAUGUCUUAGCACCCCUACCGUGUAUUAAAGACAUGGCUGAGACAGAUCUUAGAAUAGUCAUGUGUGCUAUGUGUUGGGACCCUUUUAGUGUUGACCUCAUCCUCUCACCUUUCUUAGAUUCACAUUGCUGUAGUGCUGGACAGCAAGGCCAGAGCAAUACACUCAUUCUCGAUAAGAUUAUUGGGGACAACCGGAAAAGGAUCCAAGUCACUAUACUCUCUUACCACUCUGCUAUUGGUGUCCGGAAGGAUGAACUUGUGCAUGGCUAUAUUCUGGUCUACUCUGCCAAGCGCAAGGCAUCAAUGGCAACCCUACGGGCAUUCUUGGCCGAAGUCCAAGAUGUGAUCCCCGUCCAGAUGGUGGCGAUAACAGACAGUCAGGCGGACUUCUUCGAGAGUGAUGCCAUAAAGGAGCUGAUGACUGAAGGGGAGCACAUUGCCACAGAGAUUGCUGCUAAGUUCACAGCACUCUAUUCCCUGUCACAAUAUCACCGGCAGACGGAGGUUUUUACACCCUUCUUCAACGAAGUGCUAGAAAAAAAGCCAAACAUUGAGAAGGCCUUCUUGCUCGACAGCUCCACUCGCGACUGCACCACCAGUGAAGAUGUUUUCCCCACAUCACCUCAUAGUCAUUUGCCAGCUUACACCACCUAUUAUCCUGAAUCUGAUGAUGAUAAUGAGGCCCCCCCACCUUACAGUCCAAUUGGUGAUGAUGUCCAACUUCUGCCUACACCCAGUGAGCGGGCAAAGUACAGGAUUGACCUAGAGGGAAAUGAGUACCCCGUUCACAGCACACCUGUCGGAGACCACGACCGCAACCACAAAGUGCCCCCACCAGUCCGACCUAAACCUGUGCUCCCUAAGCCUAAUGUGAAGAAGCUCGACCCCAACCUGCUUAAAACCAUUGAAGCAGGCAUGCGAAGCAAUCGCAGGAUGCCUCGUGGCCCAGUCACACACACUGAAGAUGUGGAAGCUUCAGACAACUAUGCAGAGCCUGUUGACACCCUGGUUAGGUCCAGAGGUUUCCACAGCGACGACAUCUAUGUUGUACCUGAAGACGCGCACAGCCGUCUGGUGAAAAUUACACCUCCAUUCCUCCAUUCAGGAGGAGAUGAGGAGAACGGAUUUGAUCGGAAGUCUCAAACCAUGAGGCGACCAUCUAAGUACAAGCAUCGUUCUAAGAUCCUCUUCAGUAAAACAAAGGCCUAUCAAAGACGAUUUCAUUCUGAUAGUGAUGGUGAAGAGUUUUGCCCUGCCACACAGAAAAAGAAAAAAGGAAGAGCCCAUAGAGGCAGUGAGGAGGACCCUCUUCUCUCCCCAGCUGACCCAUGGAAGAUUGGUAUAGAUAAUCCUGCAAUCACCUCUGACCCUGAAGAUGAUAAGAAGAUGAAGAAGAAGAAGGCAUCAAAGACACUGAAGGACCAGAAAAAGCCCAAAUCGACCAAGCCCCCGAAGCCACUUUACCCACCCACUCGGAGAACCUGGGACAGCAACUACUUUGGCGUUCGCUUGCAGAAUCUUGUGACUUCAGAGCGUCCCAUCCCACUCUUCAUUGAGAAAUGUGUUGAAUACAUUGAACGCACAGGUCUAACGACUGAGGGUGUUUACCGUGUCAGUGGAAACAAGACAGACCAAGAUAACCUUCAGAAACAGUUUGAUCAAGAUCACAGCAUUGAUUUUGGAGAGAUGGACCUGGCAGUGAAUGCUGUUGCUGGAGCGCUGAAGGCUUUCUUUGCUGACCUGCCUGACCCUCUGAUCCCCUACAGCCUGCACCCAGAGCUGGUGGAAGCUGCAAAACUCAUGGACUACAUUGAGCGGCUAGAGGUGUUGCGAGAGAUUGUGAAGAAGUUUCCUUCCAUCAACUACCAGAUCUUCAAAUACAUAAUCACACAUCUGAACAGGGUGAGCCAGCAUAGCAAGACCACCCUGAUGACAGCCGACAACCUGUCCAUCUGUUUCUGGCCCACCCUCAUGCGUCCUGACUUUGAGAACAGGGACACGCUGUCCACCACGAAGCUCAAUCAGGCCGUCAUCGAGACGUUCAUCGUGCAGUGCAACUAUUUCUUCCAUGGGGGUGACGUGGCCGAGACCUCCAGCAACGAGGGAACACCCCCGCCACAUUGCCACAACAUGGUGGAGGCUCUUCUACCCCUGCAGCUGCCCCCCCCUCUGCAGCCCCAGCAGAUACAACACACGCUGACCCCUGACCCCCUCAUUUAACACACCAAUAAGUAUUCUGGGGCAUCGGGAGUUCAGUAUGUGCUUCCAGCUGUAAACAUAGAGAGAUGCUGGAGGUCCUUCUUCUGCUUCACAUCAGUGGCUGAUCCUUUUUUUAAAUAUUCUUUCAGCUUUGGGUUCAGAGAGUGCUUGGUGGGAUGUUGGACCAGUCUGGAUCUGGGAGAUGGGCUCAUUUUGGAAGCUCAGUCUGGGAUUAUGGAAUUGCACAUCACAUUAUGGAUUGCAUAAUUUAGAUCAAACUGAAUACAGUGAGGAAUGAGCUGAUCUAGGCACAUAAUGCUAGUUCUUUAAAGGAAUCAAACCUAGUUCAAGAAUUUUUCAACAUAUUUGAGGCAAAGACUCCAUCUCUACCCUCAUGGAAAAGCACACCAAGUUGUUUUUUGUCCUGUUACAGGCCCGGCCUCCUGAUGCCAUCUGGGCACCACUAAAGGGAAGGUAAACAUUACAACUUAUACUCUCAUUUGAAAACCUGAGAGUAUAAUGAUAAUGACAUACACACACCAAGGGGAUUCUAGUCUUCCUGCAGAUUCUGGCACAGGAAAACAGUUUCUGACUUCGAGUCAGUUUGGGACAUGUUUGAGUCUCAACCUGUGAAACUAAAACAGCAUUCUGAACUUUAAGCCCUGCACCUUUAAUGUUUUCAGGAGGUAAUGGGUUUUCAAUACUAAACCAUUCCUUUUCCACUACACAAGCCUAAAUGAGCCCUUAAAGGACAGCCCAUGCACGACUAGUGUCUAUGGUCCAUGUUGCAAUUCAUAUUGUUUGCUUGCUUUAUCCUGUCAUAUUUUUUUAUAUUUUGGUAACAUCUGAUUUCUAUCCAUGUUGUAUGUGUGUGGGUGUGUGUUUGCUGUUGUGUAACAAUGCUGAAGUGUUGGAUGAUUUAUCUGUAGAAACUUACAUGUGGUUGGUGUUCGGGUUCUGAAGACUGGUGUCACUCUGUCCAGGAGAACCAGGCUUAACUUCUCAUGCUCAACUCUUCAGUUUCUUAAAGAGACAGCUCCCCGUGUCUUCUUGGUGUUGUCACCCUAUUUCCUUAAUUUCUUUAUUUCUCUUUGUCUGAAAUUUGCAUGUUUUUACCACUUUAUGAAAAAAAGUCAACUAUACAAAAUGAAAUGAAAAACUUGAACACUAAGAGCCCUUGAUAGGAUCCCCACCACUUUAUUUGACUUUUUAAGGGCAAUAUUUCAACAGAAAAAAAUCUCAUUUGCAUUAGCUUUUUUGUUGUUCCUGGAGGAAAUCACAUCUUUAAUAUCAUAUUUCUUUUGUUAAAUAGUUUCCCUAAAUAGAGGAAAGAAGUAUAUAAGUCUAUAUAUAAAUAUAUAAAUCACAAGUUUCUUAAGUAACAAACUACCACAGGGUACUGGAUCCUAAUCUGUCACAAGCUAUGAUCAUAUAUGUUUAUUAUGGUGAAUGUUUUUUGUUUAUUUGUGAUGUGAAUGUGGGUAUGUGCACAUUUGGGGUGAGUAAGGAAGGUGGGGUUAGGAUGGGUGAUCAUACUGGAUCAGUACAACUCAGAAAAAGAAAGGAAGAAAGUCUCAAUCUUCAUCUGUGAUACUUAAACAACAAAUCUCCUUUCCUAGUUUCCAGGUCUCUCAAUUCAUCCUGUGAGUAAAAUAUUUCAGAAAUCUACAUCCUUGCCUGCCUUUUGCUACAGGAUGAUAAACAUUUAUUAUAGCUUAUUUUCUCAAUCUUCUGUCCAUCUGGAUAACACUUGUUUUUGCUGCUUGCUAUAGAUAUUAUAUUACUCUUUAUUUUACAACUCAAAAAAUUCUAAAAUUGUAUUAUAAAUCUUAGUUUUUUUAUUAUUAUUUCUUUAACAUUUUCUGUAAACAGUGCAAUUUUGUGGUACUUUACCCUAACUCUACUCUACAUUUCAAAGGGAAGCUUCUAAUAAAAAAACAACCACUAAUGAUUAUGUCUGCAAGGAUUUCCAACACUGAUAUUGCCAUAGUUCUGUUUUUAUGUUGCUCAUCUGAGGUACAAAAUGUCUUUGCAAGAAAGCAGUUUAACAUUUAUUGUUAUUGGCCUAUAUUCAUUAUAUAAAAAAUUAAGCAUUUUUUUUUGUUCCCCAACAAAACAUCAUAUUCUCCCAAACAAAGUAGUUUCAGAGGUCUGGCUGUCACUCCAGAUGGCUAAUGCUGAUAGGUGUUCAUUUUUUAUCUCAUCCAGUGAUUGAGGGGGACUAUCAAGCAUGUAUUAAAUCUGUGAAAUAUCUUUCUGUCCUUAGAUACUUUUUGAUUAGGAAAAAUUCAUUUAUAGCCAAUGUUUUUUAUUUUUACCAUUUUAAAAUGUACAACUCAUGUUCUUUAACUAGUUGAUUUUGUUUUCCCACAGGAUCAUGAUUCACGAGUCUCAAUUUGGAUAAUUGGUAGCCUGGUAAAAACCAGCCCCUUGUUCUGGGCCUUGCUUCAUCCAGAGGGUCUAGACUCUUGACUAUCGAGAAACUAUUGCUACUUUGUUGAAGUUGUAAAUUUUACCCAAUCGCUAACGUUUGGCCAUGACGUGUGUGUAGCUUAAUGAAAUUUGCAUACGCUGUAAAAACACUAAGGGGAGUAGGGCCACGAUAUCUUUGCCAGCAAUAAAAUCUAUUAAACAUUC